GCAAAAGAGAUCACGAGUUCUGUCAAAGAGCAGGAAGCCAUCAGGAAGCUCAUGGUUUUCUGGCAGGAAUGGGAUAGUGCCCACAAAGUUGCUCAAAGCCACAUCCUGGACAACUUCUUUAAAAGCAAUGACAGCAAGACAGAACAAGAGCUGGAGCUGGAGUUCUCUUAGGGAGCCAGCUUGUUUCUGGCUUGCCUAACAGUGUGGCUCAGGAUGACCUACGUGCAGAGCACAUGCCUCGACAAGCUGCUCGAGUCCGUUGGCAUCUUCCUGUCUGCUGCAAGUGGACGCAGAUACCUUACUGAAUUUCUGGAGAUCGGAGGUGUCUUGAUUCUCCUGGAAAUACUAGGGCUGAACCACCUGAAAGAAGAGGACAAAAGGGAAUCUGUGAAGCUGCUGCAGCUCAUUGCAGACGCUGGCAGGAAGUAUAAGGAGCUCAUUUGUGAAAGAUACAGUGUGCGAUCCCUUGCCAAAUUCGUGACCACUUCCAACUCAGCAGAGGCUCAGGAAGAGCUGCAGGUUCUGCUGGACUCUUUCGGCCACAGCAAUUCCAAGUACCAGAACCAAGUCUGCAAAUGCCUCAUCACUGUGCUGCUGUACGCCUCCCCUCGAGCUCAGCAACUGGCUCUGCAGAUGCUCAGAGUCAUGCAGGAUGUAGUGGAGGAGGCACUCUCUGUCCCCAUGGAGCCCGUGCUGCGCGUGCUGUGCUCGGUGCACCUGGAGGUCCAGUACGAAGCCAUCCAGCUGAUGAAGGCCCUCGUGGCCCCUGAGGUCCAGCCGGCCCGGCUGAAAGGCCUGGUUGCGCUACUGAUGCCCCCCAGGAAGAAAAGCAGGGCGCGGUGGCCCAGGCUCUCUGAGCUGGAGCCCGUGCCAGUGUCCAUUCAGCAGGCAGCUGCUGCAAAAGCCAUUGGCAUAUUAGCCAAGGAGUCAGCAGAAGCAGAUGAAAAGCUGAUCCAGCUGAAAGUGGUACGUGGCCUGAUGGCUGCUGUGGGGAACCUGGAUCACGUGGCCAGCCAGAGACACGCCAGCAUCUCCCUGGAGUAUUUUGUCCCCACGUUUCCCUUUGUGGAGGAGUGCGUAAAGGCACUUGGGCACACACUGUUCUAGUGCUUUAUGGACAGUCCUGAGAUGUGGUACACAAAACUGGAUCCAGUCCAGGCUGAAGAAGUGGCCUCCAAUAUCAUAGGCAUCCCCAGAGACAGGGCAAGGCUACAGUCCACAGAGGACAGGUUGUGA
This is a messenger RNA of Leptosomus discolor (cuckoo roller), 1236 nucleotides long. The record is from RefSeq and is a predicted model, not a curated record. Lineage: Eukaryota; Metazoa; Chordata; Aves; Leptosomiformes; Leptosomidae.